UGAUUGUGUAAUUUUGCGACCCUCCCGCGUGUUCAUUCUUUCGCUUUUAUGCUUUUUAACGUUCACUUUUACACUUUUUCUUUCUCACACCUUUUGCUUCCUCUCACCCUUUUCUCUCACUCUUUUCUCUCACUCUUUUCUCUCACUCUUUUCUCUCACUCUUUCCUCUCACUCUUUCCUUCUUUCUUUAUUCCUCACGACCUUUUCUUUUUCCACGCACUCUUUUCCUCUUUUCCUCUUUUCUUAUUCCGCACAGGGACAAUUCCUCUGUCAACUUUACUCUUUCACCCUCUCGUUUAAUUCUUUUUUAAAUUUAUUUGCCUUCACGAUGGCCUUCAGUGCCAAGCCUUUCUACCUCUUCCUUACUGUCUUCUUAUUUUCACAGAUUAUGACUGCACUAUGGCCUAAACAAUAUCUACAUUCGACAGGCCUUUCAUCAUCAAUACCAUCAUCAUGGUUAUGGAAACGAAGCAUUGAUCCUGGCUCUGAUAUCCAGUGCGAGGAUGUUUGGUCGCAUGCUGACAGAUGCAACUUUGUAAAAGAGUACUGCGCCGAUUAUUCUGCAGGUCUGAUCAAUUACCUGCACUUCUUUUUCUGUGAUCUGAGCACAGCCCCUGUCAUGGCCAUCAUUAUCCUGUCUGUGUGGAUGGUAUUCUUGUUUGGAUUUGUAGGCGUGGCAGCAUCAGAUUUCUUUUGUCCAAAUCUGAGUACAAUUGCCAAGCAACUCCACCUUUCCGAAAGCAUGACUGGAGUUACCUUCUUGGCCUUUGGCAAUGGUUCACCUGAUGUCUUUAGCACCUUCUCGGCCAUUGGUGCAGGAAGCGGGUCAUUAGCCAUUGGCGAACUUGUUGGUGCAGCAUCCUUUAUCACAUCAGUAGUCGUAGGAUCAAUGGCAAUCAUCAAACCUUUUAAAAUCAGUCGGGCACCAUUCUUACGGGAUGUCAGUUUCUUCACAGGAUGUGUUGCAUUCACAUUGUUUGCAGUAAUGGAUGGCGAAGUCACACUUGUGGAGAGUUUACUGCUAGUAGUCUACUACGUUAUCUAUGUGGCCUUUGUGGUCAUCGGUAAUUGGUGGCAUCAACGUGUCAAGACUGAACGAGAACUGGAACAGCGUGCUAGAAAUAUAUACGGCGAUGAAGAGGAUGAUGAUAGCCACUAUGAGGAUAAUAAUUAUAAUGAUAUGGAAGAGGACGAUAUCUAUGAUCUCAAUGCCAGGAUCAAUGAUGAAGAGCAGGCUCUUCUUCCUGGAGGACAGAAGCGAGGAAGAUCAAGAACAGAAUCAAGACCUCCAAAUAUCAUAACGGAAUUGUUGACAGGACCGUACGAUGCAUACGAGGAUGAAGAUCAUGAUGACGGUGGAGGCGUCCAAGACUCGAUUUCCUUACGUCCUUCAGGCCCAUCUGCGCUGAGGCGUAGACCAUCAUUACUCUCUGCUAUGGAGUUCAAUGAAGUAGUUCGGUCAUUAACACUUUCAGGGUCGCGAGGACACGUCCUAUCAUAUGAUCCAAGCUACUAUGGCUCAAACUCACCAAGACCAAAUAGGCCUCGUCGGAGCCAUUCUACACGUUCUGUACCUGACCGGCGCAGCAGCACCAACAGCCAUCAUGAGGAUUAUUACCGGAAUCAUGGACCCCGAUCAGCCUCACCGCAUGGAGCCUCUUCAGGUGAUCCUUUGACUGUAGGCGGGAAUACAAGCAGGGACUAUGAGCAUAGACAUGGGCGUGGACAUAGUCAUACAUAUGGAAGUAGACUAGAGGUUGAAGAUGCAAUCCGUAGCCUCAACAGUUUAAAUACAUCACCCAGAGCAGUAGAUCCGGAAGAGGAGACGUUCGAUCCCCACUUUGAGCAGGCUUUACUUCGACAGUCUCUGAUCCUUCCCGACCAUCACGAUCCUGCGAACCAACACCUCGGUCAUAUCCACCAUCACCAACAACAACAGCCUUCUAGCCCUGGUACGACUGGCUCCACGACAGUUGUUUCAGCCGGCUCACCUGUUGUGGCGAUGACUCAACCACUAUUCCAGGGAGUGGAGCCCGAACUUGCUCUUACAAGGAAACAAGAGCUGAUGGAGAUUCUAGAGUCGAUCAAAACCAUCUAUUUCCCUACGCUUUUGGGAUGGGAAGAGAAGAGCCACUUCCUACGAUUUUUGGCAGUGACCUCGAUUCCGAUGGUACUUCUUUUGACAUUGACAUUACCAGUGGUUGAGCUAUGUGAAGAUGGAGAUGAAGACGAUGAAGAGUCUAUCGAAGAAGAGCAGCAACAGCAGCAAGGACAAAAUGGUCAAAGUAAUAACCACCAUCAUGAGGACACGGAAUCUGUUAUGCGACCUCCAAAGAUUACGAUUGGAGAUGGUAAAGAGGAUAUACGCCAUCAUGAGUAUGAUGGAUGGAGUCGUACAGCAACGACAGUGCAAAUGCUAUUGGCGCCUAUUUUCAUUACCUUGGUUGUCGCUAGUGCUGCUGAGGAAGGCUAUAUUGCGAUCCCAAUAUCAUUGGUAUUAGGAGCAGGAUUAUCGUUUGUGGUCCAUCGAUUCAGUACAGAAGAGGACCCACCACGAUUCUACGGAGCACUCUGUUUUGUUGGAUUCUUGGUGGCGAUCACUUGGAUCUUUUUGGUAGCAAAUGAAGUAGUUGGGAUCUUGCAGGCCUUCGGCAUGAUCUUUGGUGUGAGCGAUGCUAUCCUUGGUCUCACUAUUUUCGCAAUGGGCAAUAGCUUGGGUGAUCUGGUUGCUAAUAUCACGAUUGCAAAAAUGGGUUUCCCACGGAUGGCCUUUUCCGCGUGUUUUGGUGGACCAUUGUUAAAUAUGUUGUUGGGAGUGGGCAUCAGUGGAACAUACACAACAUUGAAGACGGGUGAAUCCAUUCCAUUGAAGGUAUCACCGACACUGUUUGUGUCCUUGAUCGGUGUGCUAUUGACAUUAACAGCGGCGAUAUUGAUCGUGCCGAGGAACGGCUACAUGAUGACGCGUUCAUGGGGUUGGUUCUUGCUCAUCAGUUACAUGAUUUGCACGACUACCAAUGUUAUCAUUGAGGUCACCAUCAGUAACAAAGGCGACCAUUAAGAAACAGAGAUAUUUAUCUUCCUCUCUUAUCAAUGUAAUACCUCGCCAUCACUUUUUUUUUUUUUCCCUUUUUUGUUCCGCC
Messenger RNA from Lobosporangium transversale, 3143 nucleotides. RefSeq names its product Sodium/calcium exchanger protein-domain-containing protein. Gene Ontology annotation, molecular function: monoatomic cation transmembrane transporter activity. Gene Ontology annotation, biological process: intracellular calcium ion homeostasis; transmembrane transport; monoatomic cation transport. Gene Ontology annotation, cellular component: membrane. The record is from RefSeq and is a predicted model, not a curated record. The transcript is spliced from 12 exons. NCBI's taxonomy places the organism in Eukaryota, Fungi, Mortierellomycota, Mortierellomycetes, Mortierellales, Mortierellaceae. The coding region runs from base 329 to 3061 and encodes 910 amino acids.